Messenger RNA from Malurus melanocephalus (red-backed fairy wren), 2827 nucleotides. It is a transcript of the gene BLOC1S6, whose product is annotated as biogenesis of lysosomal organelles complex 1 subunit 6. Bases 160 to 666 code for a protein of 168 amino acids. The record is from RefSeq and is a predicted model, not a curated record. Gene Ontology annotation, cellular component: extrinsic component of membrane; BLOC-1 complex; transport vesicle. NCBI's taxonomy places the organism in Eukaryota, Metazoa, Chordata, Aves, Passeriformes, Maluridae. The transcript has 5 exons. Gene Ontology annotation, biological process: intracellular transport.
CGGCCCUGUCCCGGAGCGCGCCGGGGCUCUAUGGUGCGGCGGCGGCGGGCCGCGGGCCGGGGGGUGCCGGGCCGCCCCGCUCGGUGAGGGCAGCCGGACCCCGCCUGCCGCGGGCUCUGCCCUGCUCUGCCCUGCCCGAGGGCGCCGGGAGCGGCAGCGAUGAGCGGUGCAGAGCGGCCGGAGGGGAAGGAGGCGGCGGCCGCCGGUGACCGCGGGCCCUCGCUGGGUCCCAGUGAUGCAUCUCCAGAUGAAGGAGUUGUAGAAGAUCUGCCUUUAAUAGAUGAGAAAGCUGUGGAGCAGCUAACGGAAGGAUUGAUUUCCCAUUAUCUGCCUGAUCUUCAGCGAUCAAAAUCAGCCCUGCAGGAACUUACACAGAACCAAGUGGUAUUGCUAGAAACAUUAGAACAAGAAAUUUCAAAAUUCAAAGAGUGUAACUCCAUUCUUGAUAUAAACGCUUUGUUUUCAGAAGCUAAACACUAUCACAACAAGUUAGUGAGUAUUAGAAAUGAAAUGAUGAUGAUCCACGAGAAAACAUCAAAGUUAAAAAAAAGAGCACUUAAGCUGCAACAAAAGAGGCAGAAGGAAGAAUUGGAACGGGAGCAGCAACGUGAGAAGGAACUUGAAAGAGAGAAACAGUUAACAGCAAAACCUGCAAAGAGGACAUGACAGCAGAGUAUGCAACAACAUGACUGAAUUAAUGAUUUCUGCAUUCACUGGAAUUAAGGCAGAUUUUGCUUAAAUUGGGCUAUCGCUGUUGGUAACAACAGUCUAUAGUAUUAUAAAUUCCAGAGUGGUAAUAAUAGUUGUUAACAUUUACAUUUUUUCAUUUCAGCCAUUCAAGUUGCCUUCUUUUGUAACGCUAUGCGGUUUGAUAUUAUUAUAAUGUAAAUUAAUUUAUAUAUAUAAAUGUAUAUAGGAGAACUAGGCAUCAUAGUUUUAAGUGUCUAUCCAUUUUUGUUUUCAUCUGUUCUUUUGGUGUAAAGAAUUCUGAGAGAUAUUUGAGGACUGGCGCAUGUUUUUCAGACAAAAUGCAGAAUACAACUUAAAGUUCAGUUCUCAUCACCAGACUUCAGUGCCUGCAUUUUCACUGAAACUGCUUUGUUUCAGGCAGUUGGUGGGAUGUCUUUGAUCAUAAAUACCAACUUCUUGUGCCGCCUUAGUUUGAUCCAUCUCUGAUGAACUGAAGGAAACACUUGUAUUUGCCUAAAAAUUAAUUUCAUUGCAAUGUUUGUUUUUUUUUUUGUCAUCAGGUAACUUCUAAAGUAACUUUAAAGUAACUUCUGAAUAAGUUCCCCGCUGAACUGAUUGGCAGGGGUGAAGCAGAACAYCUGAUGUGUGUCAAAAUUGACRUGUGUACAWUGUGAAGAUUAAUGAGUUUGUGCUUCCRUAAUCAAUUAAGUUAAACCAGGGAACUGUUGCUACUGUAAUAGUUUAUCAGGAAGACCUGUGUGGUCCAAGCAUAUUUUUGUGGGAUUAGAAGUUGAAGUUUCUUCAUCUUGCGUGACAAAAUAAAACAUAACCAAAACUAAAAAAUUUCCACUUCACAUGAAAUUCAGCUACCUAUAGGAAAACUAYUACAUUUAAUGUUUUCUCCUUAAARAAUKAAUCAUUUGCACUUUGGAGCUGUAUAAGAGMUUUUUUGUUAUACUGCCCUCCCCCAAACUGAUGAUUAUUACAGUGUACUGAUGGCAGAUUUGGAAUGGAGAUUGAUACCCAUUUUUCUGAAUGUAAUUCCAAUGGUGUGAASUCCCAUUCAAAUGAAUGUACAAGUUGUCUAGACUGGCAAAAGAGCUUUAAAUUAUUUGUCCCUACAGUCUAACAAACUAGUUAUUUUAUAUCUGUGUUUCUUCUUAGGUAGUAUCCCAGAGGCACASUCAAUUUUACUUUUUSUUCUGUUUUAGAUGAUUCACACAGYGUACACCUGUGUAUACCUGGACUUUCUGUAGUGUAACUUUCUGAACUCCUAAUUUCCUGUUCUUAAUAUUUAUCAUCUUUUUCUGUGAAAGAUGUAUUCUAGUAAGUACCCAUCCAUCAUGCAAGGUAAACUGGGAUAWUGUUUUGGGGCAAGGAGAACAAACUACUUAAAGCAGUCUGAAGAGACACUGAAAUGCUGUCACUGAAACAGUAUUAGAUUAAAACUUCCCACAGAUUUUUUUCCCUUAAGUUGACUUGUGUCUGUUAAUUGCCAGUGGAUUGUUGGCCUCUGCUGUGGUUUKUAUGUAUUUCUAAGAGAAAUGURAAGAAUUUCCACAGUCCGUUUUUUGGAGCAGAAUGUACAUAACUAAAUGUUGUCUAAGUGUUUUAUUUUGUAAUGUAAUUUCAAAAUCAGAUUCUGGAAAUUAAAACAGUUUUCAUUAAAGUAUAACGUUAAACUAGCUGCCUUAGURUCCAAAUCAGGAUUGAAUUCUUGUGAUAUUUCUUGAUUUAUAUGCCCUCAUCUAGAAUCCAGUUUACUGUGUAACAAGUCAUAUUGUCUCUGUCUCUGUCAAGAACUGUUUUUCUCCAAAGAACUGUGGUUUGCRGUUUUGUUUCCAAAACAAUCAUGGUUAUUUUAACUGUAACUAGAGAAUUCUAAGAAAUUCAUAGAAAUUCAUACUUUUGAAAUUUGGUACAUUUCAACAUUUGGAAUAAUUUCCAAUCAAAGGAAUAAAAGCUGACAGUGCUUGCCCGAGGAAUCACAUACACACACAUAAAAAUAUCAUUUAUUAACUUUUCUUAUAAAAGUAUGGGAAAAUCUGGAGUUUCUAUGAAUAAGGAUCUAAUUUUACUAAAUGACCUUCUGUAAUAAAGUGUAGAAAAUUAAUAAAAAUAUAUAGGAGGAAGUUUG